Molecule: messenger RNA, 660 nt
Organism: Racocetra persica
Lineage: Eukaryota; Fungi; Glomeromycota; Glomeromycetes; Diversisporales; Gigasporaceae
Source: the annotation of a GenBank genome assembly
AUGAACUUGAAUAUCUUUAUAAUUUUACUCUUAUUAAAUUUGUAUUUUGGAAAAUGUAAUAGUAGUUGGAUUAUUAGCACUGAUUCAUCGUGUUGGCAUCAAUCCGGUGAUCUUGAACCAAAAGUUUUAGAUGCGCGCUGGACUGGAAAUAGUUCUAUUGUACUUACUCUUCAAGCGCCCAAGAAUGAUCCUAAAAGAUUUGGUAACAAAAUAGUUGCACCUGCAGCACUUGGCCACUUUACUUUGAAUUAUAAUAAUGGAAAUCAAUUUAGGUUUAGCAAGAAUGCAAAUUUUAUAAAUGGUUAUAAUGAAACAAAUACUGGUGAAAGCUAUGUAGGAGCUAAUCCAGUAAAUGUGGUGUCCGAAUAUUCUGAUAAUUAUAACAUUCCGCGUGGUGCAACAGUAACGGUUGCUGUUUCAAUUUAUUAUGGAUGCCAAAGCGGUUUUGACGGUGGUAAUAGAAAAACAGAAUACCGGCUACGGAUGAUGCUUGCUCAAAAUAGGGUAAUCUUUCCGCACUCGCCACCGCGCUACGGAUUCGAAAUAACUUCCAAUGCAAUAGAACUACUUUCUCGUUCAUUUUGUAAGUUAUUUGAUGGUGUAUUUGCUAGUAAUGUAAAAGUUUCGGAAGAAACAUCAAAAGUAGUGAAACUAGAUGAG